AUGGCUGAAUACCAAAAUAUUGCGGUCUGGGAUUUCGCCUAUCCCAAAGGCCAGUGUGGCUUGCAAAAUGGGAAAACAUCAUUCAACAACUUCACCACGCCAGAAAUCGAUCCACGCACACCACACCGUAAACCUCGCAGCACGUCGGCAAAGUCGUUAGCAAGCAUUAUCGUGGACAACUUGUAUUCAGCAUCGUCGCCAACAGAAGGGACCGGUCGCGAGAAAUCAAGCAGCAAGUCCAAGGCCAAAGCCAAAAGCAAAAGCCACCCUCUGGAUCGGGAGGAAACAUCACAGCUCCAAAAAACUUACCUCCUUUCGAUCCCGAACUCGGGGCGCGUCUACUGUGGGCAGAUGAAAAACACCAUCUCGACGCUUCUGCUUACACCCAAGACCCAGCUGGUUCUGCUCGUGCCAGAAUCGCAUAUCGUCUGUGAGCGGAUGUGUGCAUUGCAACGCCUGCCCAAGGCUCGUGGCAGCGGGCUCCGAAUCCUGCCUGUCCCGUCCGAGAUUGUCAUGGAAUGCAGCAAGAAAGAAGCAGCGAUCGGUGAAGAAUACGCCACGGGUCUUGAAAGUCGCCUGGAAAUGCUUGCCGUGGAGGAAAUCGCGGCCAAAGUUGUCAAGUGCACUAAAGCGAGGCGCUUUGAUGGGUAUCUGGCUUUCGAGGAUGAGCGUUCCAGUUGGCUGUUUUUAGAGAGGGUUGGCAAGACUGUUGCUGAUCUCCCUGGGAAAGUGUGA
Messenger RNA from Exophiala aquamarina CBS 119918, 735 nucleotides. RefSeq lists its product as uncharacterized. The record is from RefSeq and is a predicted model, not a curated record. The coding region runs from base 1 to 735 and encodes 244 amino acids. Lineage: Eukaryota; Fungi; Ascomycota; Eurotiomycetes; Chaetothyriales; Herpotrichiellaceae. The transcript has a single exon.